Molecule: messenger RNA, 1267 nt
Organism: Gossypium arboreum
Lineage: Eukaryota; Viridiplantae; Streptophyta; Magnoliopsida; Malvales; Malvaceae
Product: protein SRC2
Exons: 1
Coding region: 267-1160 (297 amino acids)
Biological process (GO): defense response
Source: RefSeq, a predicted model, not a curated record
ACCGCACCGAGUAGAAUUGAACAGACGCGGAGAACAAAUUCUCGUUUCCACUUUCCCACCCAAACUCUAUCACUUUAAAACCCCUCUUUAAUGGCGGUUCCAUACGAUCAUUCCUCUUUCUUUCCUGUUCUCCACCUUUUAUUUCCCUCUAUAUAAAUAGAUAAGCCCUUUUUCGCUUCUUUGUUCAUCAACCCAAUUUCAAUUUAUACAAACCCUUUAACUUCUUCUUUCUUUUCCUUCCUUUCGAUUGAUUUUCAGAGAAAACCAUGGAGUUUAGACCUUUAGAAAUCAAAGUUAUCUCCGCCAAGGAUCUCAAAGACGUCAAUCUUUUCACUAAGAUGGACGUUUACGUCGUCGUUUCGAUCAACGGUGAUUCUCGCACAGCGCAAAGGACUCCGGUCGACAAGGACGGUGGUUCAAACCCAGAGUGGAAUUACACCGUGAGGUUCACCGUCGAUGAAGCUGCCGCCCGUCAGAAUGGGCUUACCGUCGUGUUUACCCUUAAAUCACAACGUCAGCUUGGAGAUAAGGAUAUCGGUACGGUUCAAGUUCCCGUCAAGGAAUUGCUUGAUAACGGUGAUGGAAACCGGAAAGGUCAAAAUAAUCUAAGUUACGCUGUUAGGUUGGCUAAUGGUAAAGCUAAAGGUGUGUUGCAUUUUUCUUACAAGUUCGGAGACAAGUUCACGCAACCGCCGGUUACGGUGGCUGGCGCCAUGACCGUUGAUAAGCAGUGGGGGAAUGAGAAGCCAGUUAUGGCGUAUCCACCACCAAGCUCAGGAUACAUGGAUAAACCAGCAAUGGCCUAUCCACCGCCUGCAACUGGGUAUCCAGGGCCGAGCUCCGGAUACCCUCCUUCACACGGAGCAUAUCCGCCGCCACCCCAAACGGCAAGUUAUCCUUACCCUCAACCUGGAGGUGGGUAUCCGCCUUAUGGAUACCAACAGGCACCGGUUCAAGGGUAUGGAUAUCCGGGUCAAGGUGGAUACUAUGGCUACCCUCCGGUGCAGAAACCGCAGAAACCUAAGAAAGGCAGCGGCGGCAUGGGAGCGGGUCUAGGAUUGGGGUUGGCCGGUGGAUUGUUGGGUGGAAUGUUGAUCGGUGAUAUGGUCGGAGAUGCUUAUGAAGCUGGUCUUGAAGAUGGUUUUGAUUUUGAUUUUUAAUUGCCAUUUUUAUGGUUUUUUUUUUUGUUAUUGAAUAUUUGGCAUACAAAUAAUAUGUAAUUUCAUACAUAAUUAAUAAUAUACAAAUAUAUAUAAAUUAGCAUGAA